AUGUUAAAUUCACUCUCGGGAAAUACAAUGAAACAAUACGACUCAACCCUAAGAUUAUGGUGGGAAUAUUGCAGGACCCUUGAUAUAGAUCCAUACCAAGCUUCAGUCCCCUUUAUCCUUAAAUUUUUAAGCGAACGUUUUGAUGCGGGAGCAUCGUAUGGUACAUUAAACGCAGCCAGAUCGGCCUUAUCCCUUUUAAUUGGUCCAAAAGUGGGGUGUGAUGAUAGGCUAAAGCGAUUCUUUAAGGGAGUGUUCAGGUUGAAACCCCCAAAACCAAAAUAUAAUGUUACAUGGGAUCCGGGCUUAGUUCUAGAUUAUUUAGCACUACAAUACCCAAAUGAGUCCAUUGAUAUUGAAUUAUUAACCAAGAAGUUAGUCACUAUAUUAGCACUUACAACAGGCCACAGGGUACAAACCUUAUCACAUAUUAAGUUACAAAAUAUUAAAAUUAAUUCAUCUGGGGUACAGAUUAAAAUACCGGAUUUAAUAAAAACUUCAAAUAAAAAUAUACUUCAACCGAUUUUACAUCUUAAAAUUUAUACAUGUAAAUUAGAAAUAUGCCCAGUGAAUACAUUAAAAUCAUAUAUUAGGAGAACAGAACAAUUCAGACACAAUACUGAACAAUUACUCUUAACAAUUAAGAAACCAUAUCGAGCGGCUUCAUCGCAGACCUUAAGCCGAUGGAUUAAAUCUACUUUGAGUAAGGCAGGAAUAGAUAUGUCUAUUUUUACAGCACACAGCACUAGACAUGCUGCGACCUCUGCCGCGAACCGGGCAGGUUUAAGUAUGGACCUCAUAAGGAAGACAGCGGGUUGGUCAAAAAAUUCGGAAACCUUUGCAAGGUUUUACAAUAGACCUCUCUCAGAAGAUCCAUUAUUAUUCCGUAGUACCGUUUGCAACACAUCACAUGUUAAUUGA
Messenger RNA from Parnassius mnemosyne (clouded apollo), 918 nucleotides. The record is from the annotation of a GenBank genome assembly. NCBI's taxonomy places the organism in Eukaryota, Metazoa, Arthropoda, Insecta, Lepidoptera, Papilionidae.